AUGCCGCAGCCACAGACACAGGAAGUCUACCGCCAGGGUCUUGGUGGUAUGGACGCCUGGACCAAACACCAACACUUUAUCGAGAACUAUGUAAAGUUCUACAACAACGACAAACCAUCCUCAACCCAAGAGCCACGCCCUAUCACCGAACGAGAUAUCCUCCACGAGAACCAUCGGUUCCUGAGAUCAGAGUCGGACGACCAAGAUUUGACAUGGGAGAAACGGAUUGCCAAGAAGUACUAUGAUAAGCUGUUCAAGGAGUAUGCGUUGGUCGAGCUCAAGUAUUAUAAAGAAGGGCGGGUUGCGAUGCGGUGGCGGAAUGAGCAGGAGGUCGUUCGUGGAAAAGGUCAAUUCACAUGCGGCAACUUGAGGUGCAACGAAUCGCAAGGAUUGGAGAGCUGGGAAGUCAAUUUUGGAUACGUCGAGCAAGGAGAAAAGAAGAAUGCGCUGGUCAAGAUUCGACUAUGCGAGAAGUGUUCGUAUAGGCUAAAUUACAGGUCAACCCACAAGCGCGCCAACUCGAGUCGAGAAGAUGAGUCUGUUUCUUCUUCAGCAGCACCAGCAACGGCAACAGUAGCAGCACCAGCGGAGCCAUCGAAAAAGACGAGCCAGAGUUCAUCGAGAGAUAGGGCAGCUGGAGGUGAAGCGUCAGAGUCCUCCCAGCACCACAACAGCCGGUAUCACGAAUCUUCGACGCGUUCGGAACAGAGGAGCAAGACCCAUUCGAGAGAAUGGGAUCGCGACGACAUUAUAUCAGAGACUUCUCGUAGGGACCAUCAAGGAUCGUCCAAACGGAGGAAAUCAAGUAGCCGCCGAGAUGAAGACAAGGCAGACAGCAAGGAUCGAGUGACGCAAUCUGAGCGAUCACGUUCACCUUUGCAUCGAGACCACGACAAACAGGACAGCAGGGAGGGUCGGAGUCACGGUCGCAGCAAGAGUGCCGGCGAGAGGGAGCGAAGCAGACGAUCUGAUGUCGACGACAAAAAACGCGGAGAAAAUUACGACCGCGUGAAGGAGACCAUUGACUCGGACAAGGUGGUGGACCAUGGAUCGACUAUUGAUAAGGGUGGCGACAAGCGUGACAGCAGCAAGAGCGAGGACAACAGGACGAAGCCAUCGUCGAUUACUGAAUUCGACAGAUUCUUCAAGGGCCUGUUCGAAUAA
Linnemannia hyalina is the source of this 1164-nucleotide messenger RNA. The record is from the annotation of a GenBank genome assembly. NCBI's taxonomy places the organism in Eukaryota, Fungi, Mortierellomycota, Mortierellomycetes, Mortierellales, Mortierellaceae.